AUGAUGCAUUCUGCAAGAAGGUAUAUGCUGUUUAGGCCACGUCUCCUGUGUCAAAGCAGGCCGUGGACUGCUCGUUUUCAAUCUUCUGUGCGAACACCAGCUAGCGAACCCUUGGAGGACGCCCAGAUCGACGAGUGGCUCCAAGCCAUCGACGAGUUGAAAACAGAGUUCUCUGCAAAGGAUUACCUACCAGAAACCUCACUGGCACCCCCGGGUCAGUCUAAAGUAGACCUCUUACGGGGUUCGCAGGCGGACACCAAGUUAAUUCCAACUGCAGAGCAGUUGGAGCAAUGGGAGGCACUGAAGUCGGUGCCAAUCCCUCCACGGAAGAACGCAACGCUGGAUCACGUCACAAACAUGAUCAUGCGCCACGGCAAGAAGGAGAAGGCUCAAUCAAUCUUGUCCAAAGCUCUGUACUUGGUGUACUGCCAGACUCGGCAGGACCCUAUACAGGCUUUGGAAAAGUCACUGGACGAAUUAGCACCUUUGAUGUUGACCAAGACAUUUAACACGGGUGUGGCCAAGGCAUCCGUCAUCCCCGUGCCUCUGAACAAGAGACAAAGAAAUAGAAUUGCAUGGAACUGGAUCGUACAGAGCGCAAACCAAAGAGUUUCUAGCGACUUUGCCGUGCGUUUGGGAGAAGAACUCACGGCCAUCACCAAGGGUACCUCGUCGGCCUUUGAAAAGAGGGACCAGAUCCACAAGACAGCGAUUGCCCACAGAGCAUACAUCCAAUUAAAGUAG
Saccharomyces mikatae IFO 1815 is the source of this 744-nucleotide messenger RNA. It is a transcript of the gene RSM7, whose product is annotated as mitochondrial 37S ribosomal protein uS7m. The coding region runs from base 1 to 744 and encodes 247 amino acids. Gene Ontology annotation, molecular function: rRNA binding; mRNA binding; structural constituent of ribosome. The record is from RefSeq and is a predicted model, not a curated record. The transcript has a single exon. NCBI's taxonomy places the organism in Eukaryota, Fungi, Ascomycota, Saccharomycetes, Saccharomycetales, Saccharomycetaceae. Gene Ontology annotation, cellular component: ribosome. Gene Ontology annotation, biological process: translation; ribosomal small subunit assembly.